GUCUUUUUUUUUUUUUGUUUUUGACAUUUAUUUUUUUCUUCCUCGCACCUCUACAGUCGACACUUCUCCAUUUUCUUUUAUCAGUUACACAAAACUUUCUUCAGCUGACUCUCGACGACUUGUCUCUCACUUUGCAGAAAAAAAAAAAAAAAAGAAUCAUUCUUUCUCUCUAUUACUAGGUGCUCUCUGUUUAGGGAAUUGAGAAACUUUACCUGAUUCUGAGUUUCGAGUUUCUUAGGGCUUUCGUCAGAACCUUAAGGGAGCUGUAGACUGAAAAGAUUUUGAUAUUAUUGGAACCCAAGUGCCAUUCAAAAUGUUUCGUUGGAAGAAUUCUUCUCAGCCCGAGCAAGAGCAUAACGAGGCAGCUCUCAGAGAGGCAAAGAUCAAAGAGCUUAGAGCUCUCUUAGGUGAGCUAUCUGGAAGGACUUCGCUCUUCUACUCAGAUGCAUGUCUGAAGAGAUAUCUGGAAGCUAGGAAUUGGAAUGUAGGCAAAGCCAAAAAGAUGCUUGAGGAGACGUUGAAAUGGAGAUCAACCUUUAAACCUGAGGAGAUCCGAUGGGAUGAAGUUUCAGGUGAAGGUGAGACUGGUAAAGUUUACAAAGCUGGAUUCCAUGACAGGCAUGGAAGAACUGUUCUUAUACUGAGACCUGGCUUGCAGAACACGAAAUCGUUAGACAAACAGAUGAAGCAUCUCGUGUAUCUCAUUGAGAAUGCUAUUUUGAAUCUGCCCGAGGAUCAAGAACAAAUGUCGUGGCUUAUUGACUUCACGAACUGGUCAAUGAGUACCAGUGUGCCUAUUAAAUCUGCAAGAGAAACUAUAAAUAUACUUCAAAAUCACUACCCUGAGAGACUUGCUGUAGCGUUCCUCUAUAAUCCUCCAAGACUCUUUGAGGCAUUCUGGAAGAUUGUUAAGUACUUCAUUGAUGCAAAGACAUUCGUCAAGGUGAAAUUUGUUUACCCAAAGAACCAGGAAAGCGUGGAGCUUAUGAGCUCAUUCUUUGACGAGGAUAACCUCCCAACCGAAUUUGGAGGGAAAGCUUUGUUGCAGUAUAACUAUGAAGAAUUCUCCAAGCAAAUGAACCAAGACGAUGUUAAGACUGCAAACUAUUGGGGAUUGGUUCACAGUACUGACAACCAGCUGCAUGCGAGCAACGGUUUUUCUGGAGCUGAGAUUUCCCCUGACCCAAAUCAAACCAACCCUUAACCAAAUUUGAAGGCAAUAUGUUUGUUUCAGAUGGGACUAAUUAAUUAUUGGUGAUCUUGAUGCUAAGAAGAGAGGUUGUAAAAUUUAAACAUGACGUUGAUCAAAUAAAAAGGAUUUGUAUUA
Camelina sativa (false flax) is the source of this 1327-nucleotide messenger RNA. The record is from RefSeq and is a predicted model, not a curated record. NCBI's taxonomy places the organism in Eukaryota, Viridiplantae, Streptophyta, Magnoliopsida, Brassicales, Brassicaceae.